This is a messenger RNA of Alternaria alternata, 992 nucleotides long. Its product is annotated as DUF1168-domain-containing protein. The coding region runs from base 193 to 807 and encodes 204 amino acids. Lineage: Eukaryota; Fungi; Ascomycota; Dothideomycetes; Pleosporales; Pleosporaceae. Gene Ontology annotation, biological process: negative regulation of protein kinase activity. The record is from RefSeq and is a predicted model, not a curated record. Gene Ontology annotation, molecular function: protein kinase binding; double-stranded RNA binding; protein kinase inhibitor activity. The transcript has a single exon. Gene Ontology annotation, cellular component: nucleolus.
UCGUCUCGCCGGCCGUAGCGGGCGUUCGCCGCAAAUGCUAGCGCGUCAUCCCUCGCGAUUGCUUCCUAGUCCUCACAACUUUUCUACAUUGCGCCAAACUAUCUAUUUCACGUCGCAUCACACUGCGUAAUCGCAUCUGACUCGCCAAACAAACCUCCGCCUUCAGUCAACUCUGGGUACUCAACACCCAUCAUGUCUGAACCCAUCCCCGAGUCGAUACCCACAUCCGCCGACUCGCGCUCUCAUCGCCCGACAAAGAAGCGCGCCCUCACUCCACGCUCAGCACAAGCCUCACAGGUCGAGGCCCUCUUCGCAAAACCCGACCGCGACAUCCACAUCCCAGGCUCCAGCGCGCUAGCCAAAUCCUCUCUGCCCCCAGAAAUUGUUGCCAAUGUACAAGGAUCUAGCGCAGGUGCUGGAAGUGGCGAGUUUCACGUCUACAAGGCGAGUCGGAGACGCGAAUACGAGAGGCUGAGGAUGAUGGAUGACGAAGUGAAAAAGGAGGAGGAUGAAAAGGAGUUUGCAAAGCGGAAAGAAGAACUAGAGAAGAAGGACAAAGAAAAGACUGAGAAGAACCGACUGAAGAGGGAGAAGGCGCGACAAAGGAAAGAGAAGGCUAAGAAGGGCGGAAAGGGCGGCGAAAGGGAUGGCACGCCGACCGCAGAGGACAGUAAGACGAAGAAGAAGUUGGCGCCAAAUGCGAACGCACCAAAGACUGGUGCAGAAGAGGACGCGGAUACAAACAACCAAGGUGGAGAGGUCAAGAAUGCCGAAGAGAUUGGCUUGGUCAUCGAAGACGACGAUUGAGAGACAUAGGCGCAUAAUCAUAAAGUGGUUGCCUAGGGGGGAAGAAUAGUAAUUUCAAUCCAGCAAAGCUUCGUCAAGAGCUGAUGGAGAUACCCGUCACGUAUCUGGACCAGAAGGUGCGGUGACAUGUUUUACUCAAGAAAUUCAGUGCUGACCUUAGGUUCGAAAAGAGUCCUUACAGUUAU